CUUGAUGGUGCUAAACUGGAAAUGAUAGGGAAAAAGGCAGGCUCAGGGCACAAGAUAAUGAGUCAGGGUGUAGUCCCAUUGAUGCUCUCCCCACCAUCUGGUGGCCGUUCCUCUCCCACCGGCCUCCGCGUCCCUCAUGGUAUUCCCGUGUUCCUGCAACCCCUCUCCACCUCCUUGUCACCCCUUCCCCCUGUGCUCGUCCAGGCCUCCUCUAGUCCAUGGAAUCCAACCCCGGCUCCUGUCAGCAGCCCUCCCCUGCUGCUCCCCAUCCCUGCCAUCGUCUUCAUCGCUGUGGGCAUCUAUUUGUUGCUGCUGGGUCUAGUCCUGCUGACUAGGCACUGCCUUCUGGCCCAGGGCUGCUGCGCAGACGGUAGCUCCCCCUGCAGGAAGCAAGGUGCCUCAGGGCCCCCAGACUGCUGCUGGACCUGUGCAGAAGCCUGCGACUUUCCUCUGCCUAGCCCGGCCCACUUCCUGGAUGCCUGCUGCCCCCAGCCCACCGGAGCUGGCUUCCAUUCUGGUGAUGGAGAGAGAGAAAUAAUUAGGCCAUUACAACAGUGGGUGAGAAAUGGCGUGCUCUGGAGCAGCGGUUGCUUCGCCCUGCAUGCGGUCAGAAACAGGACUGGGCACCUCGCUGCCCCCGCUGCUGCCCACUCUGCGACUGUGCCUGUACGUGCCAGCUCCCCGACUGCCAGAGCCUCAACUGUCUCUGCUUCGAAAUCAAGCUCCGAUGAGAACCCAGGGCCCCUGCCCUCUGGAGAGUGGCCAGCCCCCAGGGCCCAUGGGCCCUCCUCCCUGAAGAGCCUUUCUCCAGGCCACUGUAACCACAAAUGGCCUGCCCAGCACCCAGGCCCGGGAACUGGAAGUGGCAGUGCGGGGCCUGGCUCCCUGCAGGGCGGGACUCUUGGCCGACUGGACGGCAGCUCCUCUGGAGGGCCAGAAGAGAGAGGGGCUACUGCUGGGGUCCCUGGCCAAAGAUUUAUUUCUCUUGACAAUCAAGGGCCUCCGUCUGGAUUUCCAAAGAAGAAAUUUCCUCUGAAGCACCGGCAAGGUGACCCCAUGGCAAGGCGCAAGCCAGAAGGGUCCAGCUUCAACAUGACCCACCUGUCUAUGGCUAUGGCCUUUUCCUUUCCCCCAGUUGCCAGUGCGCAACUCCACCCUCAGCUGGGCAACACCCAGCACCAGACAGAGUUAGGAAAGGAACUUGCUACCACCAGCACCAUGCCCUACCAAUAUCCAGCGCUGACCCCGGAGCAGAAGAAGGAGCUGUCUGACAUCGCUCACCGCAUCGUGGCACCCGGCAAGGGCAUCCUGGCUGCAGAUGAGUCCACUGGGAGCAUUGCCAAGAGGCUGCAGUCCAUUGGCACCGAGAACACCGAGGAGAACCGGCGCUUCUACCGCCAGCUGCUGCUGACAGCUGACGACCGCGUGAACCCCUGCAUUGGGGGUGUCAUCCUCUUCCACGAGACACUCUACCAGAAGGCGGAUGAUGGUCGUCCCUUCCCCCAAGUUAUAAAAUCCAAGGGCGGUGUUGUGGGCAUCAAGGUGAGGGGCAGGGCCUCAGGAUGUGAGGUUUGAGAUGGAAAUGGAGGAAGGAAAUCCAGGUUAGUGAGGCAGGGAAUGAAUGCUGGAUAGGAGGCCUAGAGACUUGCAUGGAGCCUGCUUCAGGCUUAGGGCAUUUACUCGACAUUUUUAAUCCUCACAAUUCUAAGAGAACAGUAUUAUUCCCCCUUUACAGAUGAAAAUCUCAGAAGCUCAGGGAAGUGAAGUGUUUUGCUCAGAGUAAGUGGCAGAGCCCCAGUCUCCUGACACCCAAUUCACUCAACAUAUCUGUUGUCAAAUAUCCCAGUGUAUCCUGUCUCAGAGGAUUGUUACUAAGUGAACUAAGUGAAAAUAUUUUAAUUUAAUUGUAACUAAGUAUUUUAGCAA
This is a messenger RNA of Cercocebus atys (sooty mangabey), 1926 nucleotides long. RefSeq names its product aldolase A, fructose-bisphosphate (gene ALDOA). Gene Ontology annotation, cellular component: cytosol. The transcript is spliced from 8 exons. The record is from RefSeq and is a predicted model, not a curated record. Lineage: Eukaryota; Metazoa; Chordata; Mammalia; Primates; Cercopithecidae. Gene Ontology annotation, molecular function: fructose-bisphosphate aldolase activity. The coding region runs from base 22 to 1575 and encodes 517 amino acids. Gene Ontology annotation, biological process: fructose 1,6-bisphosphate metabolic process; glycolytic process.